AUGACAGUUAUGAAUGCGAGCGAGGAGGCGUAUUAUCGGAUGCAAUCAGAAAUCUACAGGAUGCAAGAGACGUUACUGAACGCCUCUAAAGAGCAGGGAGCUGAGAGCCAGAAUACCAAAGCAACAAGCUUAAGCGCAGAAACAAAAAAGGGAGCAGAGGGGAUUACAAAGAAAGAUGAUUACGAAGUAAACUCUAUACAGGUAUUGGAGUAUGUGGAGGAGCAUUACGCGCAGCAAAGGCGAGAGAUUGGGAUUCUGAAGUACGAUCCUUUAAGGGAGGGUUGCUUUGAAGAAGCGGAGGGGGGUGAAGAGCAGCUGCCUAAAGAGACUUUACCGUUUCCCUAUGACGUGCAACAGAAACUCAUGCCUCCUCCGUUUCUUCCCAGGCUUUCAAACAAGGAUAUCAACGCAAUUGUGACGGUCGUGAUUAAAUCUGAGGACUUGCUUCACGCACGAGAGAAAAAUGGGAACAUUAGAAUUCAGAACCGGGAGCUAUGGGGAGUAGACAUAUACAGCUGCGAUUCUGACCCCCUGCUGGCACUGGUGCAUUGUGGUGCUAUAGACCUGCGUUCUGAUAUGGACUUGGUAAAGGGAAUGCAACAACGUGAGCUGCGACGCACCCCCGGAAAUAUCAAUAACCAGGAUAAUGUUAUAAGCACGCUUGUUCCUGAUGGCACGGGAAACCAAGGCUACCUUCCUUUCGAUGUAACGAUACAGCUACUAAUGUUCCCUCCCUUGCGGCGAUACCCUUCGCUAGAGCGCAACGGCUUCGUUUCCCGGGAGUGGGAUGGGUGGCAUGAUGGGCUGAGCUACGGAAUUCACGCUAUAAGGUUCCAACCUCGGGACACCUCAGUAAAAGAUGUGGCUGCUGAAGAACAGGUAGCUCACUUACGGUGGUAA
Molecule: messenger RNA, 900 nt
Organism: Eremothecium cymbalariae DBVPG#7215
Lineage: Eukaryota; Fungi; Ascomycota; Saccharomycetes; Saccharomycetales; Saccharomycetaceae
Gene: RXT3
Product: Rxt3p
Exons: 1
Coding region: 1-900 (299 amino acids)
Source: RefSeq, a predicted model, not a curated record